Molecule: messenger RNA, 2415 nt
Organism: Fibroporia radiculosa
Lineage: Eukaryota; Fungi; Basidiomycota; Agaricomycetes; Polyporales; Fibroporiaceae
Exons: 5
Coding region: 1-2415 (804 amino acids)
Source: RefSeq, a predicted model, not a curated record
AUGAGUAGUGGCAGCAUCGUCCCAUUUGAGACGAGCGCUCUCCCUCCAGACCCGAGCAAAUUAACGGUAUCCCAGCUGAAGGCGUUCUGCAAGGCUCAGAAAAUUUCCGGUUAUUCAAAACUCGGCAAGGGUGCCUUGAUCCAGAGGCUCAAAGAGAGCGCUGCAAGCAGUGAUCUUGGCAUCUCAACUACGUCUUGUAACCUUCUUCUCCAACGCGAAGAAGCCAGGGAUGAAAACACACCUCAUGGCGAUCAUUUAGGUCUUCUAGCUGUUGACGUUGAACGAGGAAUCUGUUCCACAGGAGUUGCUAGUGAAAAUGCAAUCCAAAAUCCCCCCACAUGUCCUACCAAAAAUAGAAUAAAUCCACGACGAAAGAAACAGAACGGAAUGGUAGCGACUGUUGCGCAUACAUCCAGUUUUGUUCUGGAGAAUGUGACUCUAGAGGCAUCAUCUAGAAGUACCACGAGUGUAACGCCCGCAGUUGAUGGCCUAAAACUCAAGGAACCUACUUCUCGUCUGUCCGAAAGACCUUCUGCUUGUAGCCCACCUAUUGAUCCUUCUGUACUGCGCGCGCUGGUGACUACAUCACUCAAGCCUAGUCACUCUGUUUCUGCUUCUCAUGUGAUUCCUAAUGCGACCCCCACAGCAGUAUCACGGUCGACGAUAUCUACUGAAGUCCUAUCUGACUCUAGGUUUUCUUCCUCGCGUACGUUCACUAACGCUGCUCUCGUCAACCCUGUCACUGGUGAUAAACGAUUGCUUGGGGUUCCUUUAAACUCUGUCAAAAAGCGCAAGGUGAUGGACAGCAUUACUGCCUCCGGGACAUGCACUACCUCGGCUUAUCUGGCGGCAUCUUCAUUUCCGUUCAAUCGACUUAUCAAGCCUUAUAAUUUGUCUGUUCCGCUGCCUGGAUUUAUCCCAGCUGAUAUAAUCGCUCGCCAAGAACAAACUGCUUUCUGUAACUCGUCUGGCACAUCCAAAGCUCUUAGUACCAUUAAUCCGAUCUCUAGAACCCCUUCUACUGCUCAGCCCACUGGAUGGCACUUCAAAAAGCUGAUUAAUGACCGACAGCCUGCUCCGGCUUCUAGCUUCGCACAUGCACACACUGUCUCGUCGAUUCAUAACAGACCUGUGCAAGGCACUAAGCCUUCAGUCGACAAAAAAAUUCCCGUGCUGCGGUACCUCGAGUUUCCGAUUACCCCUCCGACUCCUUCGCUUGUGCCAAUAUUACUUCCGCCUUCGCUUUCCCAGAGAAAGCGAGUGCAGGCCUGGGCAGUCAUCCUUAGCGGACUGUCUAAUGAAGAGCGAACACAGUGUGCUCAGGUCUCGCGCAUGCUUCGCUAUGCAGUUUACUUGUCUGCAUCUUCUAUUCUGAGUCGUUACUACGGUGGAAGACGCUUCGAGCAAGAGGUGACUGACUGUUAUUCACAGGCAAUGAUCAAUAUGUGGCCAUAUUUGCGCCUCCGGAAGACUGAAGCGAUCCAGCGACUGCGUGUCUAUGAAAGAUCCUUCCUUCACAAUUUUUUUGAGGGGAAUGGUCUGUCAAAUCCUAUUGCAAUGCGUCUGUGGUCCAGCCCAGAUGAUGAAAGACAAAUUGUAAUAGCCCUACGGCUAUGGUUUGCGUUAUCGGUUGGAGAUGGAAACCACUGUGUAGCUGCUACACCACAACUGUGGGGUAUUAUAGCGGAUGUUCAGCCGGUAAUUAAGGGCGAGAUCUGGAGUAUCACUGUUGUAUCGCGGUCCAAAACGGUUUCCAUCAUGGAGAUUUUUUACGUUCUAGAAGCGACAUGCGAAGUUGUAGGACGACCAUCCCUAAUGUCCCCAAAGGGCAAUUCCGAUACUUUUGCUUCAAGCUUUUCAGAGUUAAGCACGCUUCCCAUUCGUGCCGACUGGUCCUCCUACAUUGAAGACCAUAUGUCACCUUCCAACUCUGGAUCAUCGUCCUCACUCUUGAGUCUGCUCAAAUGGGCAAAUCACGAAGAGUAUGAUCGUGCAAUUAGUCGACUUUGGCUUAAACGCAUCGUCGGCGAGGGCGCACUUGGGGAGGCAAAACGUGUUGUAGCUGAGCGUUACGUAUUUGCAUGUGUCGUAGCCAAUAGUAUUGGUGGGCAAUGGAUGACAGCGACGGCUAUGGCCCAAGAAUUUGCUGGGCUACCUGCGCCCAGAGUUGGUAAUCCUAGUGCAAAGCAGAGGCCAAAAUUAGUCAACUUGUACCUUCCUGAACAUCACCACAUCGAGAGCGUGUAUUUUACUGCGUCCGAAGGGCAGCAGCUGCAUGCAGCUCUGGCCGUAGUGCAGACACCUCACAGGUCGUAUUACAUCCUUCGAGAUAAUGGUAUGCAAGUUGGCUGCGAAGAAGAUGGGAUCGGCUUGCUUUGGCAGCAAUUGCUGGGAUGUGAUGCAUCAGGCGUCUGA